GAUGAAAAGCAAGGCAUCCUUCUUCCAUCUUGCUGACUGUCACCCGUCGUCAUCUCUCCCGAACAUUCGUCACCCAUCGAGCGCCUAAGUGAACCUUCAAGAACAACCCCCCACCACCCACCAAAUAUCUCGCCAUCACCAUCUAUAUAAACACGUCCCGCUGCGGUCGCUUAGCUAAGCAAAGCUCAUCUGAAGCCACAUUCGAAAGAGAUCACACACUCGCUCGACUGAACUGAAGCCUGAGCACAAGCGUAGAAAUGGCAAGCCGCACGCCCACGUUGCUUCUCGUGUUGUCUCUGCUCUUCGCCGUUGUGUCGAGCUCGAAUGGCUCGCUCUUGCCCUUCAUGGAGGCGUCCACCGGGCCAGGACUCAUAGGCAGCUUGCUAAGCGACCCCUUCUGGACUGACCCGUUCCGGGUCCUGGAGCAGGUCCCGUUCGGGGCCGACCGCCUCCUGAGGGAGGCUGCGGAGGCUCCGGCGCCAGCCAGGGUGGACUGGAAGGAGACGCCGGAGGGGCAUGUUAUAAGGAUGGAUGUGCCCGGGUUGAAGAGGGAGGAGAUCAAGAUCGAGGUGGAGGAGAACCGGGUGCUCCGAGUGAGCGGCGAGAGGAAGAGAGAGGAAGAAGAAAGGGAAGGCGAUCACUGGCACCGGGUGGAGAGGUCGUACGGCAGGUUCUGGAGGCAGUUCAGGCUGCCGGAGAACGUUGACUUGGACUCGGUGAGGGCCAAGCUCGAGGAUGGCGUGUUGACGGUGACGAUGGCCAAGCUGGCCCCCGAGAAGAUCAAGGGUCCGAGGGUGGUCGGCAUUGAAGGAGAAGCUGCAGCAGAGCCAGAGAAGAUCAAGAGCGACCCCAAGCAAGAACUGUGAGAGAAUGAACAAGUUUUUGUUGUGAACCGGGACGUGUGAAUGGUGAACGUGCAUAUGAUGUACACGAACGCCAUGGAAAUGGUGUAGUAAUAAAGAGUUUUAUGUUUGUACUUUCUUCUCCCUAUCAAAAGUUUUCUUAAGCAUAUGAAUUGUGGAGCUUGCUAAAUUAUCUGAUUUUAGUUUAACUGAAUGUUUUCUA
Eucalyptus grandis is the source of this 1065-nucleotide messenger RNA. Its product is annotated as 22.0 kDa class IV heat shock protein. Lineage: Eukaryota; Viridiplantae; Streptophyta; Magnoliopsida; Myrtales; Myrtaceae. The transcript has a single exon. The record is from RefSeq and is a predicted model, not a curated record. Gene Ontology annotation, biological process: protein folding; response to salt stress; response to hydrogen peroxide. The coding region runs from base 258 to 866 and encodes 202 amino acids.